AUGUGUGAAACAAACGAUUCCCUGCCCGUCGGUGCCCGAGUUUGGCCACCUUGCGAUAGUUCCGCAGCCUCUGACAUUGACGAGGUCUGGGACGACAGUGAGCUGUUGGCCCACUACGAGGAAGUUGAACUGCAAGUUCGGGCGCAGGUGGAGGCUUUCCGUGCCGGCAGAGCCGCUGCCCCCUCGAGACGGCGGCGAAAGAAUCAUACAAACCGUACCAAGCGGAAGGAGAAGCCUAAACUUGAAAUGCCAGGCUCGCCUCUUGGUGACAUCAACACCGCCUCCUCCUCCUCCUGUCCCCUCGAUGAGCAACAAGCAGCCGAUCCUACAGCCGCGGCUUCUGGUCUCUCUCCUGUUUACCCCUGGAUUUUACCUAGCGUGGAACUACCCUCGGAGUUCCUCACCCUUCAACAAUCCGCGUAUACAAGUCAGUGUUGCAGGCUCUCAGCCAAGAUCUACUUUUCUGUAGGAUUCGGGCUCGUUAUAGUAUGUGGCAGUGUUGACCUCCCCUGCCUCUAUAUAUUUGAGAAGAUCGUGGUGCCUCUGUAG
Messenger RNA from Dibothriocephalus latus, 549 nucleotides. NCBI's taxonomy places the organism in Eukaryota, Metazoa, Platyhelminthes, Cestoda, Diphyllobothriidea, Diphyllobothriidae. The record is from the annotation of a GenBank genome assembly.